UGGCUGCAGUGUGCAAAGCCACCGGGCUGCCACGGCUCGAAGAUCUCCCUUUAUUCUUGGGCUGACCACCAUACCGGUACCCCUGCCCCCUCCCCUCGGCAGCUUUGUCCAUCCCGUGAUCCGCUCUUUGUGCGGCAGUAAAGAGGAGGAGACGGUAUCUGUGCUACUGUUCGCUCCUGUUUGGGGAGGAGCUAGUUGUAUUCGCUGCAAAAGGGAAAGAGGCGCUGCGCAGGAAAAGGAUGAAAACCUGGCCCACAGAUUCAGAAGCAACUUCAUCAUUGGCAGGUGUCACACUGUCAGAAAGAGGACGAAAGAAAAACCGGCUGUAAAGUGAGGAGGAAAAAGGACUUUGAGACCUCAGCUCAAGGUGGUAGAAAGCGGAGAACUAAUUUUAACCAUUCGAACUUCAGUUAAGGAGCAAGCAGAGGAGGACAAGUAAACCGCAUGAUCAGCCCUCUGAAACAGCACCAAAUUAGCGAUGUUCCCCUCAGGCAGGGAUUACCUCCUCUUCAACGUCUCCCUCUCCAUUUCUCCCACUCUUCUUUACACAUAUAGCAAAAUAGCUGUCCAGCUCCAAGACUCUGAUCCGUGAGAGCUCUCACUGCGCUCAUCCGCCCACACACAGAUCAAACAAAGACACAGUACAGCUUUUCAUCCCUCUCAUGGUCGUUGGCCUGUUCUCCUCAGCUGCUGCUGAUCAUGAAGAGGCCCAAGCAACAGACGGGGCCUCUGAGCUUCCUUAGCUUCUUCAGCCGAAAGCCCAAAUCAGAGCCGAAGCCUGAGAGGCCUGUUGAGUCCUGGCCAAAAGAAGAGAUGCCUAUAACUCUUACUCCGAGCGAACAUCCAGAGCAGGACAUCAGCCUCACAGCAGUAGAUGCUGGGAAAUCAGGAACUUCUGGAGCAGAGGGAGGAGAAGGUGCAACUGUGAAAGUUGCAGCAGAGGUGGGAAAUACCAGAAUUGUCACAGAGGGGUGUGUGGGUGGAGCAAGCAGAGGAUCCACUGGCGUCCUUUCCCUCACCUCCUCAAGCCAGGAGCAGCUCCUGGAUGAACACCUGGAGGAGUGUCCGCUGUGCCUGCUCAGCCAGCCACGCUGCCACUUUCCGCGCCUCAGCUCCUGUUCGCAUCAGGCGUGCUCUGACUGCCUUCGCCAGUAUCUGCGCAUCGAGAUAUCAGAGAGCAGGGUGAGCAUUGCGUGCCCGCAGUGCCCUGAGGCGCUGGCACCGCUGGAUGUCCGUGCCAUCCUGGAUGACCAGGCACUACUGGAGAGAUUUGAGGAGUUUCAGUUGAGGCGUUUUUUGGCUGCUGACACAGAUACACGCUGGUGCCCUACACCUGACUGCAGCUAUGCAGUCAUAGCUUAUGGCUGUGCAGAGUGUCCCAAGCUGAGCUGCGGUCGUGAGGGAUGUGACACGGAGUUCUGCUACCACUGUCGGCAGCUGUGGCACCCCAACCAGACGUGCGACCAGGCGCGCCGUCAGCGUGCCCGCCACGCUUCAGGUGGCAACGAUGCCUCUGCAAUGUAUGUCUUCAAUGAAGAACCUGGAGGAGAUGCAGAGGAAAUCAAACCAUGUCCUCGCUGUGGUGCCUACAUCAUGAAGACUAAUGAUGGCAGCUGUAACCGCAUGAACUGCACUGUGUGUGCCUGUCAGUUCUGCUGGCUGUGUAUGCAGGAGAUCACCGAUGUGCACUACCUCAGUCCCUCAGGAUGUACAUUUUGGGGGAAGAAGCCAUGGUCUCAAACUCGAAAAGUACUGUGGCAAGUGGGCAUGUUGCUCGGAGCACCUGUGGUCAUCUCCCUUAUAGCGGGCAUUGCUAUCCCAGUCAUCAUAGUGGGUAUACCAAUCUACAUGGGCCGUAAGGUCCAUGGUCGUUGUAAGAAAAACAAUAUCUCAGGAAGUAAGCACUACUUAACUGUGGCAAGUGGGGUGAUGAUGUCCGUAUUUGUGUCGCCAGUAAUAGCAGCAGUCACCGUAGGUGUGGGCGUGCCUCUAAUGAUGAUGUAUGUUUAUGGGGUCGUUCCCAUGUCGCUCUGUAGGAACGGCUGGUGUCGACCCCAGAGUGACCCACCUGAAACUAACAAGAUACAACUGGAAGACUUAGCAAGCUAUCUUCUAUUCUCUCAUGUAGUCACUGAUCACUGGACAGGCCAGAGCAACCCAUCGCUCAGUGACACCAGUCUCCAGGAAGUCCGGGUCAGUGUACAGGAAGUGGGCGUCCUACCAAGUACGAGCACUGUACCCCCAGACUUAGAUAGAUACGUGGGAUUAGAUGAAGCCGGCAAACGACAUGGAUACACUCAUCAAGAUAGCCAGACUGACUGUGAGGUUGUUAGUUUGCCUGACAGCAAACUAGAUGAAACUCAGUCACCUACUUUUAGCAGGGAAGGAACAAAUAUUGAAGUGUGUGUAGAAAUUGAAACCCAUCCAAGAGGAGCCCGACAUUCCAGCUUAAGUAGCAUGCUGUCAAGCCGAAGCUUGUCGGCUGAGUCUGUAGGACACUCCCUAGAUUAUCCGUGUGCAUCAGGACUGGAUGAAAGACGAGAAGCAGUGGGACUUGGAGUGGACCUUAACAGACAAGAGAAACUGGGAAGGAAAGCACGAGAAAUUGAAGAGACAUGCUUCCAAGUCAUUGAAGCAGUUGAUGUAUGAGGUCCCUCACUUGGAGAUUUAGGCAAGUUUAUUGAAAACAGACAAAUCUGUGAACUGUUCUGUCUUUGGAUGGACCUGAGGAUCCACAGCCAAGGCCAUCUUCUGCUUUUUAAAACCGGCCCUCCCACCAGAUGCCUUCACCCUCCACCCCCUAAGGAUGUUGCGGGUUCAAGAAAAGCAAAUUUGAAAGAUGAAUGUGUUCAAGUUUAUAUAAGCAUGAGACUGUGACAUAGAAAGUAGCGCUAUGAACUAUAAAGGGGACAGGAAAGCAUGGUAGCUGACUAAUUCAGACGUUUUUUUUUAGUUCCUUACUGAAACAAACUACCUUACCUAUUUUAAAGUCUUUUCUUAAAGUCCUCACUUUAUGCGGCUGUUUACUUUUAGUCCCUACCUCUCUCCUUCUUUACCCUUUACAAAUAUCAGCACCAUGAAUGGCAUGAUUUAUUUCAAGAGGGGGGGGCUUGAGAAUCCAACAGCUGUUGUCUUAGCAAUCUAAUUGAUAUGUUUCACAAGCCAUGUUGCAAGACAAGAAGAACUUUUUUUCUAUCUGAUCUAAGUCCACAGUUGCAGUUAAGAUGAGAUGUACGGGCUUUAACAGAUGCAUGCUGCAAUUAUUGCAAAACUGUUUGUGCUUACAAUCCAUUCUUGGGAUCAGACAUGGUCUGUGAUGUUGCAGAACAUGGGACUCAUAAAAACCAGGAUUCACGACUCUAAAAGAUAUCCACCGUCUUCCAGGGAAGCAGCUGAGCGCAUUGACAUUUUGCAGUCUUUUAGUGCUGCAUUGAGUCUUUGAGAAGUUUGAGAUGUGUUUGUAGUCUGUAAAAAUGCUCACUUUAAUGCAGUGCCACACAGCAGAAACACCACAAUCUUAACUCUUAGCAUCUGCGUGAUUGUACAAGCAGCAUUGUUUCCACAAUAACCUAAACCUGCCCAGAUUCUAUGAUACGCACCAGUUAGCAUAGCUGCAGUAAAGUGUGCCGCUGAGAAGAUUACAAUAUACGCUAAUCAGCCUCUGAGGUCAUCACACAGCACCAGAAUUACCACAGCAGCAUGGGAAACUGGAACCACCCCCUCCAGAUGAUUGGUGAGGACUAUCUGACUUAACUACAUGCACUGCUUAACAUCCGGGGCGUGAAAUAAUUCUGAACUUGGUCUUGACAUGAUAACCUUUGCUGGGUUGUGGACAGAAACUGAAUAAAGAUAUCACCAUGAAAGAUAAA
Molecule: messenger RNA, 3869 nt
Organism: Girardinichthys multiradiatus
Lineage: Eukaryota; Metazoa; Chordata; Actinopteri; Cyprinodontiformes; Goodeidae
Product: E3 ubiquitin-protein ligase RNF19A
Exons: 11
Coding region: 700-2649 (649 amino acids)
Biological process (GO): protein polyubiquitination; positive regulation of proteasomal ubiquitin-dependent protein catabolic process; ubiquitin-dependent protein catabolic process
Cellular component (GO): ubiquitin ligase complex; cytoplasm
Molecular function (GO): ubiquitin protein ligase activity; ubiquitin conjugating enzyme binding; zinc ion binding
Source: RefSeq, a predicted model, not a curated record